UAAAGCUUUUACAAAAAAGGAAACCCCCCGCUUGAACCGGGCGGCUCCAGUGAAAAACGAGCCCCUCGUCCUGUGCCACAUCUUCCACCGAAUCAUCUGUUGCUUCUGUGGAAAAUGUUUUGGCAAUGAAAACUACCGAAGGGAUUAUUAUUAAAAGAAGACAAUAUUGUCAGCGAUUUAUAAUUCCCCGAACCAACGAAAGUCUCUUGAAGUAAAGGCGUACUCAUACUGAUCUUGUUUUCCACUUUCUACCCUUUGGUAGGAGUGAGGUUAGCGGAUACUCAGCCGAUGCGGAUUUAUAAUCAGCAGCACCCCACUGUUUACUAAAGGAGCCCAGGGGCCCAUGCUGCCAGGGGCCCGUGCUGCCAAGGGACCGCCCAGGAGCCAGGGGACCGCCCAGGACAGGGGUCGUUGUGGGGGGGGGGGGGGGGCUCAAGCCAGCCAGCACAAAGAGACGCCGGGUAGAGCUGGUCCAUCCAUCCGUCUCCCUGUUUGUUUGUCUCUGUGUCCGUCCGUCUGCGUGCGAUACGAGGGGCCCGCCACCGCGGCAUCAUGGGAAAGCAGAACAGCAAACUGCGGCCCGAGGUCCUGAACGACCUGAGGGAGAACACCGAGUUCUCGGACCACGAGCUGCAGGAGUGGUACCGGGGCUUCCUCAAGGACUGCCCCACGGGCCACCUCACCGUCGACGAGUUCAAGAAGAUCUACGCCAACUUCUUCCCGUACGGCGACGCCUCAAAGUUCGCCGAGCACGUCUUCCGCACCUUCGACACCAACGGCGACGCCACCAUCGACUUCCGGGAGUUCAUCAUCGCGCUGAGCGUGACGUCCCGCGGCGGCCUGGAGCAGAAGCUGCGCUGGGCCUUCAGCAUGUACGACCUGGACGGGAACGGCUACAUCAGCCGGGCCGAGAUGCUGGAGAUCGUCCAGGCGAUUUACAAGAUGGUGUCAUCGGUGAUGAAGAUGCCCGAGGAUGAAUCAACACCGGAGAAACGGACGGACAAGAUCUUCCGACAGAUGGACACUGACAAUGACGGGCGGUUGUCCCUGGAGGAGUUCAUCAAAGGUGCCAAGAGCGACCCCUCCAUCGUCAGGCUGCUGCAGUCCGACCAGGGGACGUCUCGCCAAUUCUGAAGACACUAGAGAGCUUGAUGGUCCACACACACGGUCAAAGAAAGUCCCCUUCUCAGUCCCACUAGCAUAACAUCGUGGGAUUGAUGUCUUCCUCUUUGUGUACUGGGCACCGCUGACCGGAGGUCACUAACACACACACACACACACACACACACACACACAAUAAGACACGUCCAUAGUGAUACGCAUCGAGACAGAAGACUCUGCCAGUAUUUGGUCUCCAUGCUCCACACGAUGUCCAGGGUAAUCCUCGGCCGCUGUUUAAACAGAAUAAAUUGGUCCACAUAAACACACAUAGGACCAGAGGACAGUUUAAUGGCGUACCCUUGAUAAAUGUCACCGCAUGUCUUAAUGUUUACAUGACGAUAUAUUUAUCUAUGCUGUAUUAAUAUUGCUCUCCUUUCCAUCUCUCUGUUGGGCUAUUACAUGCUUGGUCUAUUGGAACCUUUUCUUACCCCCGAUACCUUUCCUUGAGAUAUUUUCUCCUGCUUUAAAGUGCCAUCUUGGAUAAAUAUUUGUACUGUUCAGAAUGUAUUUACAGUACAAUGCAAGUAUUAUGACUAUAUGAUUCAACUAAGAGGAGCCCUGAUUGACUGAACGUUAGAUGGCGUUAGUAGAAGCUCUUUGAGAUGAGUGUAUCAGCAGGAACUACAAGGGCCGUGAUUGGUCAGUAGUUGCUCUCUUUGCCUUUGGUAUUUGCAUGCGCUCUGUAACUGCGACUGCAGCAUUUACAGAUAUUUUAAUUUUUCCGUUUAUAUGAAAUGUGGAAGCAUGUUUUUAUUCCUUUUUAUUUUUGUAACAAAAAUGUCAUUUUGUUUUCACACAAUUGAAAUAAAGUCGUGUAAGAAAAAUCUA
Gadus macrocephalus (Pacific cod) is the source of this 1989-nucleotide messenger RNA. RefSeq names its product hippocalcin-like 1 (gene hpcal1). Gene Ontology annotation, molecular function: calcium ion binding. Bases 553 to 1134 code for a protein of 193 amino acids. The record is from RefSeq and is a predicted model, not a curated record. NCBI's taxonomy places the organism in Eukaryota, Metazoa, Chordata, Actinopteri, Gadiformes, Gadidae. The transcript has 4 exons.